Molecule: messenger RNA, 4131 nt
Organism: Pseudomassariella vexata
Lineage: Eukaryota; Fungi; Ascomycota; Sordariomycetes; Amphisphaeriales; Pseudomassariaceae
Exons: 3
Coding region: 1-4131 (1376 amino acids)
Source: RefSeq, a predicted model, not a curated record
AUGUCGUCGGCUUCGAGGAAGUCGCUAUUGCAACAACCACUCAACCGCCGUCUCGACAGCGUCCAAAAAGUCGAACGACGAGGACGCGCCAGCUCCAGCGCACGCCAGCUCAAUGUGAGCCAUGACGAUGCUUACACGUACGCCCUACGGGUUGCCUACUUGCACUACCUACUCCAGCCCAAAGCGAAGAGAAAACAGUUCGUCCCCGCGCCGAAGCCUCCCACCAGAGCCUACACCUCCCGGGCUGUGGUUCUGUUCAACGAGUUCAUCCCUGGAAACUCCACGGGGAAUGUCAAACUUCCUCAUGGAUUCCGUGGUCCUCUUGAGAAGCGCAUGACGGGCGUUCUCAUGGGCACGGAGAGACUGCCCGGCUAUACCGACUCAGCAGUCAGGCGCACCUUUGGCGAAGCGUACACCGCUUUCACCUCUGCCGCGUUUCGAAAAAGCAUAGACAAGGAUCGGAAGAUUGAGCCGCUACUCAUGAUCUUCUUUUCGGCUGCAGAGAAAGCAUGCAAGGCCACCGCCGCCGACCGCCCGGGCGAUGAAUCAUGGAGACUCCUCAUUGACAGACACGUUGCCAUGUUUGUGAGGCUCUUGAGCAAUAUCUUGCAAGGCAUGGGCAGCGAUAGAGACAAACCUGAGCUCAUGAGCCGACUUAGGACCCUGGAAAACAAACUUCUAACCAACGACCAAAAUCUAUUCGUCGACACAGGCCAGAGCGACGGCACGCACAUUGAAGUUGUGGUGCCGCUAAGUUACGAUGUCAAAGACAUGCACAUGGUUCAAGUCGUUGCGAGGAUUUUUGGCUUGUCCAAUUCCGACGUCCAAAGCCACAUCGACGCCCAACGUCCCAACUGGACUGAGGAAGCUGCUCUGAAGGAUCUCAAGUCUUACCAACAUCGGUUGAACUCCAACUUGAGUGGCGCACUGCGCAGCCAAGACUUCGACAUCGAAGAGGCAUACCAAGAUUGGAAAAAAGCUGAAGGUCCCUACCUUUCACAGAUGAUAUUGGAUAUCCUGACAGCCAAACCGGAGCUGGCUAAAACGUCAUCAGGCUCCCAACCAGGUUUGGACAAACCGUUGCCAACUAGUCCAACCAGCGGAUAUGGAGAAGACCAAGCAUACUCCGACUUGAGCAGGGCGCUUGCAAGUCCCGAUUCCGGCCUUGGUCUUGAUCAUUCCCUGAGCUUCGGGUCAAUGUCACUUGAUGAUACGAGCAGUAUCAGAAGCGUGGAUGAGGCGCAUUACACCUUCAUUCCGCCGGACCCCAGAGCAUUCUUGAAGACUAUAGUGAAAUAUGCUAUGGAAUUCGAUGCAAUGCACGGGGACGUCACCGAAGAAGUUGGCCCAUUCUCCAAAUCAACGAAUGAGUUGUUGACGGAGCUUUGCGUCUAUUGGCGCAUCCCCCAGUUCACGCGCCUUGUCAUUUGCCUAGAAGUAGCUUCUGGCAGGUUUCUUGACACGCUUUUCACCGUCCUCGACCUUGAUACCGUCUUCGAUUUAGUCAAAAUACCCCCGCCAGAGAACAAGAAGCCGCCGCGCAUCUAUUUGUACAACGAAAGUCUGGGUACGAUAGACCGAAGUCAGUGGACGGUCCAUGAUUUUGCCGUGUACCAGCAAACACUCAAUGCUCUGCACGAUGCCUUAUUGCGGGAGUUGUACGAUACGUUCAUGCAUUGUUACGAGCCCAAGCCACCCUCGGUUGGUCCAGUACUCCAUGUGCUCCAAAAUCAAAUCUACGCCGAUCCCAACUUUGCGAGGAAAGAGCAAGACAUGGAGAGUUACAAGGCAGCUAUGCGCGAUGGCCUCAAAGCCCAGGCUGAAAUUGCUUACCGUGGCUACUUGAAAGCCGAGAUUCCCGAAAGCCAGGAGGACUGGGAUUUCAACCACGUUGUACAGCUGGGUAAAUCGGUCGUCAAGCUGUGUGAAAGGAUCAAGAAACGUUACAGGUCUAACCCAGAAGUCAUGGGUGUAAACCCGCUUACAAUUCUUGUGGAAACCAUGUUCCCCAGCUUCGAGGACGAUGCCCAUGUAAUUGUGAAGAGAAUUAUUGAAGUUGCGAAAGAGCGAGGUGAGGAGUUCGGUUCUCAGGAUGGAUUCGAUCUGUACAAAGAGCUCGUGGAGAUCCGACGUAUUCACAGAUCUUCACUGCCUGACACGCCGUUCACAUUCGACAUUGAAGAGUUGCUUAUAAACUUUGUGUGGCGAUGGAUUGAGAAUGCGGAAGCUUUCACGGACAAUCUUGUCGAAAACGCCAUCAAACAAGAUCAGUUCCAAGUCCGUUCUCUUGGGGAAGGUCAUAUCACGUUGGAUUCUGAGCGUCACAGUUUCUCCAUCAUCGACAUUUUCAAAAGCUUCAACCAGACUGCAGACCAGAUCUUUCAACUUGAGUGGGACAACGACGUGCACCAUGCGCGCUUCAUGACUACCCUGGCCAAGGUCUUUGCAAACGGUAUUGCUAAAUAUUGCGAGAUCGUGGAUACCAGGUUCGUUAAGGAAAUGGACACUCCUCGAAUGAAUCAAGAGGAGGCAGUCACUACCACUCAGACGACCCAGGGCAAGUUCAUGAAAUAUGCGAAGGACGCUUGGAACACCAAAGAGAAAGUGGAGCCAUUUCAGUUCUACUCCGAGUCUUUAGUCAAGCUGAACAAUAUCGAAUACGCUAUGCAAGAACUAGAUAAACUUGAGAGAUCAAUGAAUGUGGAUGCGUGCGCCGCUGUUCUGGACAAGGCGGAGGGUCCCAAGAAGCAACUCAAGCGACCUACGAAGUAUGUCUUCACCAUCAAAAUCGUCGAAGCUGAAGACUUGAAGGCGUGCGAUCCCAAUGGUACCAGCGAUCCAUAUGUUGUGCUGGGCGACGAAUAUCAGAAGCGUCUAGCGAAGACGAGGGUGAUUAUGAGAAAUCUCAACCCCAGAUGGGACGAGUCGGUGGAUAUUACUGUAACUAGUCCUAUCAACGUUGUCGCAACGAUUUGGGACUAUGACACUUUUGGUGAUCAUGACUUCGUGGGGAGGACCUCGCUGAAACUUGAUCCUAAACACUUCAGCGACUACCUCCCAAGGGAAUUCUGGUUGGACCUUGAUACUCAGGGAACGCUUCUACUGCGAGUCAGCAUGGAGGGUGAGCGAGACGACAUCCAAUUCUUCUUCGGCAAGGCCUUCAGGCACCUUAAAAGGACGGAGCGCGACAUGGUCCGUAAGAUUACUGACAAGCUCACAUCGCACAUCAACGCAUCACUGUCCCAGGAAGCCCUACGAAGCUUGCUUGGCCGUGGGAUCUUGCAAUCGGCCCAAAUCCUUUGGAAGCGUCAAUCCAAGGUGCCGGCGCUUACAGACGUUGAAAUUGAGAACGCCUUGCAUUCGCUCUUCGCUUAUUUUAAUGACAACUUUGCCAUUAUGAAGCAGACGCUAACAGAAGCCACCAUGCAAGCUGUUAUGACGCGUCUGUGGAAGGAAGUCCUCAUGGCCAUUGAAUCCCUCGUUGUGCCUCCUCUUUCCGACAAACCAUCUAGUCAAAAGCCUCUUACCGAGCGUGAACUCGAAGUCGUCUACAAGUGGCUCGGAAUGCUCUUUGAUUUCUUCAACGCAAGGGAUGAAGAUGGUGAAGUUUUGGGUGUGCCAGCCGAAGUUCUCAAGUCGCCUAAGUAUCACGAGCUCGCAUCACUCAACUUCUUCUACUUCGAGUCUACCGAACAGCUGAUCCACACAUCGGAGCGCAUGGCAGCCGCGACAGCUCAGCGCGCUCAGCAGGCCAUGACUACCCAGCUCUCCUCGGGCCAGAACCGCCUGUCGGCGCCGGCCUCUUUUGGCGGUUUCAGUGGUGCCGCUGCCGGGCCGUCGUUUGCCAGCAUGGGUACCAUCCGCCGCGGCAAGAGCAUCAUGAUGAGUCGCAAUCUGGGCACGAUGCGCCGCGCAAAAGAAGAAAAGCGCAAGGAGGCCCAGGCCGACCCCAACGACGAUAUGAUAUUGCGAAUCCUGCGCAUGCGGUCUGAUGCCGCCGACUACCUGAAGUUCAGGCACCGUCAAAAGGAACGCCAGGCUGCUCAUGCCGCUGCUGCUAUGAUAGUAAAGCAGAGUGCCAGUCAGGGCUGGAACGGUGGCGUUGGUCGUGGCGGCGUGCCAAGGAGGUGA